AUGGCACUGAAUAUGGCGAGAAACAAGUCUGCCCGGGAGAAUAGAAUAUAUAGAUAUCUCAUCAAGCCCGGAAAUGGGAAGUUUGGUUUGAAAAGACUUCGCUUCCGCAAGAUCAUGGCGGUUUCAGCACUGCAUUCGCAAGAUAAUGAACGUUUGCCGAGCAAGUCAAGCUCCUGGGCUGCUGCCAGUCAGCGUACAUAUACCUUUCAGGGCCUGCUCAGAGAUCCUACCCCCUGCUCGCAGUAUAGUCAGCCAAUGGCUGGCAGAUCGGAAGGCGAGGAGAGAGCUACGACUAAGCAAGAAAAGGAGGGAAUAGGCUGGAUAUUGCCGUCAUAA
This is a messenger RNA of Aspergillus eucalypticola CBS 122712, 336 nucleotides long. RefSeq lists its product as uncharacterized. The record is from RefSeq and is a predicted model, not a curated record. The transcript has a single exon. NCBI's taxonomy places the organism in Eukaryota, Fungi, Ascomycota, Eurotiomycetes, Eurotiales, Aspergillaceae. The coding region runs from base 1 to 336 and encodes 111 amino acids.